GUUUUAUUAUAAAAUUAUUGAGGUCAGUGUUUGUUCGGAUAAUGACAGAGUAAACCAAGAUGAAGUUUGCAGAGCAUUUGGGUGCUCAUAUAACUCCUGAAUGGAGGAAGCAGUACAUUCAGUAUGAGGUGAUGAAGGAGAUGCUUUAUACAGCACAAGAACAGGCCCCAUCUCCUGAUGUUGUUGACCAAAGUGGAAUUCAGAGAUUCCUGGCCAGAUUCGAUGAACGUUUCUUCCAGUUUUGUGACAAAGAGCUGGCAAAAAUCAACACCUUCUUUCUUGAAAAGUUGUCCGAAGCCACCAGAAAGUAUGCCAGUCUGAAGGCCGAUCUAGAGCUGUACAUAGAACACGCCAUGCGGACGCACCAUGCAAACUUCAGUGUGAGUCGCCGGUCGAGUAUCUAUGCCCGGUUCAAGGACAAGGAGAAUGCCGGGGCGGCACACAUUUGUAAGCUGCAUGACCUGAAGCUGGCGUUCAGCGAGUUCUACCUCAGUCUCAUCCUGCUGCAGAACUAUCAGUCGCUGAACUUCACCGGAUUCAGAAAGAUUCUCAAAAAGCAUGAUAAGUUGAUGGCUACUCACAUCGGAACCGAGUGGCGGCAAGCCCACGUGGAGACGGCUCCGUUUUACACCAACAAAGAGGUUGACCAUCUGAUCACUGACACAGAGCACAGCGUGACCUCUGAACUAGAGGGAGGUAAUCGUCAGAAGGCGAUGAAGCGAUUGCGGGUCCCACCUCUAGGUGAUCAACAAAAUCCGUGGACUAAUUUCAAAGUUGGCUUGUUUCUGGGAAUGUUCACCAUUCUGCUCAUUGUGAUCAUUAUUGCAGAUGUAGAGUACGUUAAACAAGCCAUAUUUACUGACGCUACAGAAUCGCUGUACUGGAUACCAGCCUUGAGGAUGUUCCGGGGAUUUUUUCUCAUUAUUUUUAUCCUCUUCUUACUCGGACUUAACACCUAUGGCUGGAGGUCGUCGGGGGUCAACCACGUGUUGAUAUUCGAGAUUGAUCCGAGGCACCAUUUGUCUCACGCGGAACUUUUAGAGCUUGCUUCAUUCAUGGCCGUGGUGUGGGCCGUGUGUGUGCUGGGUUUCCAGUUCAGUCACAAUCUGAUGAUCCAUCGGAUGGUGUUCCCUCUCGUCCUCGCCGUUGGGCUGCUUCUGUUCAUCAUCAAUCCUAUUAAAAUAGCUUAUUAUGGGGCUCGAAUGUGGCUCCUUAAAGUCCUGUUCCGUAUUUUCACCGCACCAUUCCACCACGUUGGAUUUGCAGACUUUUGGCUGGCUGAUCAGCUGAACUCCCUUGUAAUAGUGUUGCUAGAUUUUGAGUAUCUCAUCUGCUACUACUCGUUUGAAGUAGACUGGCUUGGAAGUGACAGGCCUGAUGUUUGUACUAAGAGUAUUUUUGGAAUUCGAGGUGUGGUUGGAUGUCUGCCUGCCUGGUUUCGAUUCGCCCAGUGCUUGAGACGAUACCGAGACACAAAACUCUUAUUUCCACAUGUUGUUAAUGCAGGAAAAUACUCGACAACCUUCUUUGUGAUUCUGUUUUCCACACUGUAUACAGUACAUAAAGAGGUGUAUGGCGACACGUACCGACAGACGAGUGUGUUUUUCUACCUGUGGAUCGUGUCUGCUGUUGUGAGUUCCUGCUACACAUACACCUGGGACAUCAAGAUGGAUUGGGGUUUAUUCGAUAAGAACGCAGGGGAGAAUCGCUUUCUUCGCGAAGAAAUCGUCUAUGCUUAUAAGGCAUACUAUUAUUUUGCGAUAGUGGAGGACUUUGUUUUGAGAUUCUCCUGGUCCAUGUCUGUCUCAGUGGGAGAAAGCUUACUGUUUCACAACGAGAUGUUGACAACUCUGAUGUCAUGUGCAGAAGUCUUCAGGCGGUUUAUAUGGAAUUUUUUCCGACUGGAGAAUGAACACUUAAACAACUGUGGUCAAUUCCGAGCCGUCCGAGAUAUUUCUAUUGGUCCAGUUGAUUCCAACAAUGAGGCUCAACUCAUCGAUUUGAUGGACGAGCCAGAUGGGGUGAAUUCCAGGCAUAUUCAAAACCGCGCUCGAUAUCUUGGAAGUCCUAAGAAAGACUUGCGACUGUGGAUUGACAACGACGAAGAGAAAGUACCUCUGAUGAAGAACAAAAUGAAAGGCUUGUAACGGGUGCUGCCGAUCGGACGCAGCUAACAACAGAUGCACAACGAGUGAUUUCAGUGAGCCCACUGAUCAAAGUAUUACCGUAAUCGGACAUUUGUUUUACUCCUACGCAGAAUUACUAACUUAAGGUGCCAAACCAGACAUCUUGUGAGCCUGAGGGCCAGUGCUUUAUCAAAUAUUUACACACAAAAAGUUAAUGGCAUUUGUAUGGUGCUAGAGUCUAGACUUGAGCUUUGGCUUGAAUCCAGACUUGAAAUUUUGUUAUCACUACAGAGACAGAACAUAUCACAAUGCAGUUGAGUGCGUCGUUCAAUAAAACAUUUCUUUAUAUCACAA
Messenger RNA from Gigantopelta aegis, 2480 nucleotides. RefSeq names its product xenotropic and polytropic retrovirus receptor 1-like. The transcript has 17 exons. Gene Ontology annotation, cellular component: Golgi apparatus; cytoplasm; plasma membrane. Gene Ontology annotation, biological process: phosphate ion transport; cellular response to phosphate starvation. The record is from RefSeq and is a predicted model, not a curated record. Gene Ontology annotation, molecular function: inositol hexakisphosphate binding. The coding region runs from base 60 to 2147 and encodes 695 amino acids. NCBI's taxonomy places the organism in Eukaryota, Metazoa, Mollusca, Gastropoda, Neomphalida, Peltospiridae.